Messenger RNA from Diabrotica virgifera virgifera (western corn rootworm), 1358 nucleotides. RefSeq lists its product as uncharacterized. NCBI's taxonomy places the organism in Eukaryota, Metazoa, Arthropoda, Insecta, Coleoptera, Chrysomelidae. The coding region runs from base 62 to 1309 and encodes 415 amino acids. The record is from RefSeq and is a predicted model, not a curated record. The transcript is spliced from 4 exons.
UACCUAUCAGUAGUAAUAAACUAUUUACAUUGCUACUUUAAAAGACGACACAUAAUGAUAUAUGUAUGUUUGUUCUAAAUUUAUUGUUUCGAAAAUGUCUUCUGUAGAAGCAGAAACUAUUGGUCUUGUUGCUAAAGCGUUUUCCGAGGAGCCAAACAACAUUGAAAUAAUCGACGUCAAAGGAAAUGAUAUAGGACGCGGGUACUCCAGUGAAGUGUUGUUUAUAUUCGCCAAAAACAAAAGAACAGGUUCACAGCGACGAUUUAUAAUAAAACAAGCAUUACCAGAUUCCAAUGGAGUGUCUUCUCAGAUAACAGCUUUUAGUUUUCAUAACGAAAAAAUGUUUUACUUAACCGUUUUUCCAGCACUAAUCAAUUUUCAAAAGUUACAUAACAGUAAUAAUGUAUUCAACAAUAUGGCUGAAUGUUAUGGUGCUAUUACAGAACCUUCUAAAGAGAAGCUGAUAUUUGAAGACCUAACCUUUCAGGGUUAUGAAAUAUUUCCUUCUACAGAAAAGUUGUUAGAUACCUCGAUGUACGAAGUUUUAUUUAAAGUGUAUGGAAGGUUGCAUGGUAUUAGUUAUGCUUUUAAACAUUAUCAAAAAGAAAAGUUUUUUGAAAUGAAAGAACAGUUCCGAGGUGUAUUUCAAUUAUUUAUCGAACAAGAUAAAUUCAUAGGUGAUCUUGAAAACGUAAUUGAAAGAGUUGAGCGAUACUUGAAAGAAGAAAAUGAGAUUGACGCCAGUAAAAAACUCAAAAUUCAUAAGGAUAACUGUAAAAAAAUACUAAUGGAAGCCUUAGAAGAUAGAGGUCCCAACAUAGUUUUUAUUCAUGGUGAUGCUUGGAGCAAUAAUAUAUUAUAUAAGUAUGAUGACAAACGAAAACUGGAAGACAUAAAAAUAAUCGAUUUUCAAGUAAGCAACAUUGCGACACCUAUAAUAGACAUUAGCUACAGCUUUUAUACUGGAGCUUCACCUGAAGCUCUUGAUAAUCUGGAUCACCUACACCAAGUUUACUACAAAAGCGUCACAGAUACGUUAAAGCAGUAUGGUUGCAAUCCACAAGAGAUUUUGACGUAUAAGGCUUUUAAGGAGGAAUGGAAGAAAUAUGUUUUGUAUGGUCUACUAACAGGCUUGAUAAUCUGGUCAAUUAAGUGCACAGACAAAGACAAGGGUGCUACAAAUGUUGGUGAAUAUUUAAGUGAAGAAUGCGCCGAUGGUUCCAAGUCAUUGUUCAACCCAAAUGAAGAGAGGUUUAAAAAAGUUUCAUUAGCUUUAAUAAGACAUUUCCAAAAAUACGAUUUUUUGUAAAGCAUGUAUAAUAUAAAAAGUGGUUUAUGAAUAUAUUUAUCUGUAUCUA